AUGAUUCACGAGCAUCCGCGGAAGAGGCGGGCGGUGCACACACCCUCACCUUCACCCUCUCAAGCUCAAUCAGCGGCACCAUCCAAUGAUGUCCACUCGCGUGGCACCCCGAUAGACCAUCUGUCAGACGAGCUGCUCCUUCGAAUCCUCCACUACCUCGACGCCGCUAGCUUGACGAAAUUUGGAGCUUCUAAUCGACGCCACUGGAGCAUUGCUGGAGAUGCUCUGCUUUGGAAAGCCCUCUACUCGGCUGUGUUCAGCGCCGGACCGACGCUGUUGCAUCCACCGGAUGAACAGUUGAUAUCCGACCGCAGUUCAUUGCCCGUGUCUUACGAAGCCGGAGCCGAAUUCCGCGCCAGCCCAAGACAUGAUUGGAGAAAAGCCUUCUUGUCGGAGAGAAACUGGAGAGUAGGGAGGUUCAGCGUUAGUAACCUCCACACACCUCCAGCGGUCCGGGCGACAACUCAAAGGCACGCCUUUGAUGUCGCGGGCUCAUCCUUCAAGUCGACAACAGCGGCCGAGGUGGACACCGAACGGAUUGAUGUGGCAAGGCAUGUCGAAGAGCAUCCACGGCCCCCCACUCGUCGCAGUCAAGCGCGACCGCUGACACUGGUAGUCACGACGCCCACAUUCAUCCUCACGGCCUCAAGAGCGCAAGAGGUGAGGGUCGAUCAAAUGUACCCUCCAGUCCACGUUUGGGAUUCCACAAGCGAUGCAGCGGCACGGCGUGUUCGAGGGGUGCUCCAAGCCAGUACACAUACGCCUAGACAAGUCCUCACAUCGUCGGGGAUGCCAACCACUGCAGAGCAGAUUGGCGUCCACGAUCUGCAGGUGGACAGUUCCGAUCCGAAACGAAUUGCAGUUGUCUAUUCGGAUGGCGUAGCAGUGUUGUACAGGAUCGAUGGUGCGGGUGGCGAAGGCCUCUCAUACUCGGAGCAGCAACGUGUCCAGGUUGGCAAGGAUGUGUCUGCGUGCUCGUUUGCAGGACCACUGCUAGUGACCUGUACACACGACUUCACCAUCGACAUUUGGUCGGAGGACCAAGCGCAUACAUCCCCUGACGGCUGCACUCAGCAGGAGAUGCAGCUGAUCAAGCGAUUCGAUGCUUUUGGAGCGCACUGGCCAGCCUGCUUGACUCUGAGUCCUCUUUCGUCGAUAUCUACGGAUGGUGCAGCCACGUCAGGCCAAGACACAGAAAGUGUGACGUACAGACUGUCGGUCGCAUACACUGCUCAUCUGUAUCCCAAGCGCCUCAGCGUUGGUUUGCAAGAAGUCGAUAUUGCACUCCACAAACCUGGCAAUUGGUCGAGUUCGCGAGGCUCGUCAACACAGGACGCAGCCGGUGGCUCCUCGAAUACGACCCGGAACACUUUCGAGUCACGAGUGGCCGGCGCGCCAGCAGCCAGUCUUAUGAAUACAAGCAGCUUCUUCAACCCUCUCAUGAACAGCAAAUACUCGAAGGUCACCAAGGCUGCUGCCAAGCUGCCAUGGAACGAUGGCAGGAACGGCCUACCAGCUUUCCUAGGUCUUCGAAAGCGCAAGCACGCCCAGAUAGACGAGCACGCGGCGCGGCAUUCGGCAUUUCCGGUUGAUGUUCGAUACGCUGAACACGGCGAAGGUUGCUUGGCAUCCAAUCGGUCCGAGACCAUGUCGCACGACACAAAGACCGGGUUAAUUGUUGUUGGUCGCAGCGACAAUAUCAUGGAUGUGUACAGCGUCUUCCGGCCAGGACAAGAGCAGGGCGAAUCUAGAUCCACCAUCCCAUCGCCGUCUCUUGCUCACCGAGCACGUCUGUGGUCCUCGACAAGUGUUCGCAGCGUGGCGCUCGAGGGAGGUCGAUGUGUCAGCGCCGGAUCAGAUGGAGCGUUGAGCGUUUGGAGUGUUGGCGACCUAGAUGGCAACGUCGAGUCUGGCGAUCUCAACGUUGAGCAUGGCCCUCGAUUGAUAGGCACGCUCGAUCCCUCCGAAGCUCAACGCGCGUUCGGUUCUGAGAGUGACCGGCGCACACCCCACAUUCAGCCCAGCGUGUCUGUGGAGCAUGCACGCGAUGCCGAAAAGGAGCGUUUGGCGGCAGCAGGACCUUCUGGUCGAGGAGGCGGAGCGCUUGCGAAGCUGCGGAAGAUGGCACACGUCGUCACGCUGCGCUCUCAAUCGCGUGGCAAACUCAAUGAAUCGCAAGACGCUCCAAUUACGGUCUCAGAGAACACUGCGAGCACUUCUGAUUCUCAGCUGAGACCGGACUGCCCGUCUGUCUCCACGAAUGGACCCGGCUACGCUACACCGAUGACGCUUCCGCAGCUCUGGAGGAGUGUAGCAAGUACCUCUCAUCUCGAAGGCCACGCACAGAGGCCUGCUCAGGAUGUGAAAGGGCGGAAAAUGACCAUGGAUGCCCGCUUGACUACCGACCGAGACCUUGGGGAGCGUCCUUUCGGCGACGUUUCCGCCACAGAGGGCGGCCACCGAAACGUCACGAUGGCGUCGGGACCCAACGCGUCGACAGCAAGCUGGGUUUCCACUGCGUUCGAUCGAAUCGUCAGCAUUGAAUCAGUUCGUUCCGCUCCUCUUCCUCUACGUGCAUCUUCUCGUGCCGCCACAGAUUGCAGAGCCUUAAGCACCACGGACGACGGCAAUACACAAGAGACGGUGGCGAUCUAUACUUUUACAUAG
Messenger RNA from Ceraceosorus bombacis, 2667 nucleotides. Lineage: Eukaryota; Fungi; Basidiomycota; Exobasidiomycetes; Ceraceosorales; Ceraceosoraceae. The record is from the annotation of a GenBank genome assembly.